Drosophila subpulchrella is the source of this 1043-nucleotide messenger RNA. RefSeq lists its product as uncharacterized. The transcript has 4 exons. The coding region runs from base 152 to 832 and encodes 226 amino acids. NCBI's taxonomy places the organism in Eukaryota, Metazoa, Arthropoda, Insecta, Diptera, Drosophilidae. The record is from RefSeq and is a predicted model, not a curated record.
UCGUUAGAAACGGUUGGGAUUUUUGACAAAUGUGAAACUCCGAUUCCCACAGGGUACAUCCACCAUCUACCAUCCGACAACAGCUGUCAGUUCAGCUGUGCCUAAUAAAAACACAAGCAAAAAUUGUUAAAGUGGAUUUUGCCAGACCAAAAUGAACAGUUUCCCAAUUAUUUCGGCUGUUGUACAACAGCAAAAUCUUAAGUUGAACCAGCUUUUAUUGGCAGCCAAUUCAGAGGAGUGGAAUGACGACGAAUUGGAUCUGUACGAAAGCAUUUUUUCAGCAAAAGAGCAAAUGCCACGAAGUGUGUGGAUGCUGAAGCGAUACGGGACAUUUUGGGAGAAGGAUAUACCGGAAAACAACGACGAGUUCUUCAAAGAGAGCUUUCGUAUGGAGAAGAGGACCUUUUCGUUUUUGGUGGACCGACUUGGUGUUUUGCGGAAGAAGGACACCAACUGGCGAAAUGCCAUUCCUCUUGAAAAGCGGAUCGCUAUAGCCUUGUACAUCUUGGGAUCAUCAGCGGAAUAUCGUUCCAUCGUAAGGCUUUUUGGAGUGGCACAGAACAAUGUGUGCAAAAUUCUCCACGAAUUUUGCCGGGCACUCAUUUUUGAGUUUGCUAGCGAGUUCAUGUCACCGGACUAUCUUAAAGGAUUCGUACCAAUCGGAUUUCCCCAGUGUCUAGGUGCAAUUGAUGGUUGUCACAUUGAAAUAAAACCGUCAGCAGCAGAAGCAGUCGAUCACCACAACUACAAAGGUUGGUACUCAAUAGUACUAUUCGCCCUCGUGGAAUUCAAGACCUCCAUCUGCUUAGUCUUAGCAAUGUAUAAUGUGUAGAUGGUUGUCACAUUGAAAUAAAACCGUCAGCAGCAGAAGCAGUCGAUCACCACAACUACAAAGGUUGGUACUCAAUAGUACUAUUCGCCCUCGUGGAAUUCAAGUAAACUGCCUUCUUCUAAGAGCUCAACAAUGAUCUAAACGCAUUGUAUUUUAAAUUUACUACAGGACCUCCAUCUACUUAGUCCACCUCAGUUUGCCACCGGCAGUU